AUGGCUACCAUUACUCUCACCAGCUCUGAUGACGUGAACGUCACAGUCGAGCGCUCCGUUGCUGAGCGGUCCGUUUUGAUCAAGAACAUGCUUGAGGAUCUCGGUGAUUCAGGAGAGGCGAUCCCCAUUCCCAACGUCAACGAAACCGUCCUUAAGAAAGUCAUUGAGUGGUGUGACCACCACAAGAACGACCCCCCCACUGCCGGCGACGACGACGAUAACCGCCGCAAGACCACUGAUAUUGAUGAGUGGGAUCAGAAAUUCAUGCAGGUCGACCAGGAGAUGCUCUUUGAGGUUAUUUUGGCUGCCAACUAUCUCGACAUCAAGGCUCUGCUGGAUGUCGGCUGCAAGACUGUUGCCAAUAUGAUCAAGGGCAAAUCCCCCGAGGAGAUUCGCAAGACCUUCAACAUUCAGAACGAUUUUACUCCUGAAGAAGAAGACCAGAUUCGCCGUGAGAAUGAGUGGGCUGAGGAUCGCUAA
This is a messenger RNA of Penicillium odoratum, 480 nucleotides long. RefSeq names its product SCF ubiquitin ligase subunit skpA (gene skpA). Gene Ontology annotation, biological process: SCF-dependent proteasomal ubiquitin-dependent protein catabolic process; mitotic cell cycle. The transcript has 5 exons. Gene Ontology annotation, cellular component: nucleus; cytoplasm. NCBI's taxonomy places the organism in Eukaryota, Fungi, Ascomycota, Eurotiomycetes, Eurotiales, Aspergillaceae. The record is from RefSeq and is a predicted model, not a curated record. Bases 1 to 480 code for a protein of 159 amino acids. Gene Ontology annotation, molecular function: cullin family protein binding.